AUGAUUUUUGAUCUUUUAUCGUCAAAGAAUUUAAGUCAACAAAACAGAAAUUCCAUUCAUUUGAAUGUGACACAACUGAAAGGACUGAGAAAAAUUCUGCGACAUUGGUGUCAAACAAUGACGGUCUCCUACAAUUCUGAAGUUCCAAAUGGAAGCAAUUUUGGCUGUUUUUGGAAACUAUUAUGCAAAUGGCGAGGUAGCGUAUACAAGUUGGUAUGGCGAGAGUUGCUAGCAUAUUUGAGUCUUUAUUACACAAUCAAUUUGGUGUAUCGAUAUGCUCUCAAUGAAGAUCAGAAACGCGUCUUUGAGAAAGUUCACAAAUAUUUUGGAACCCAAACUGAAACAAUUCCAAUGAGUUUUGUGUUAGGUUUUUAUGUAAGUUUGGUAGUAAAACGUUGGUGGGACCAAUUCAGACUUUUACCAUGGCCUGACAGUUUAGCAAUGUUGAUCAGCGCAGCAAUUUCGGGAAAUGAAGAGAUCAGUAGACUUAUGAGACGAAACAUUGUGCGUUAUGAGAUGUUGGCUUAUGUGGUAACUUUGCAACGAAUUUCAUUGAGUGUUAGACGACGCUUUCCAUCUCUUCAACAUCUUGUCGACUCCGGUCUUAUGCUUGAAAGUGAGAAGAAAAUCUUCGAGGUGAUGGAUACUAAAGGUCAAAUGGCAAAAUAUUUUAUCCCAUUGGUAUGGGCUACAAACAUCAUCAAUCGUGCAAGGAAGGAAGGUCUCAUUGCAUCAGAUCACAUUGUGCAAACAGUCCUUACGGAGCUUUCAGACAUUAGGUUUCGACUAGGGGCCUUACAGGGUUUUGACACUUUUUGUGUUCCACUUGUUUACACUCAAGUGGCCACCCUCGCAAUUUACAUAUAUUUUAUCUCUGCGCUAAUGGGACGCCAAAUGGUUUCGCAAGCUCCAGUCACAGGAGGAUCUAAAUAUGAAGAUCCCGAUUUAUAUUUUCCCUUAUUCACAGCACUUCAAUUCUUUUUCUAUGUUGGUUGGUUGAAGGUUGCCGAAGUUCUCAUUAAUCCAUGGGGAGAAGAUGACGAUGACAUUGAACUGAAUUGGCUGAUCGAUCGCCACAUUAAGGCGGCAUACAUGAUUGUUGAUGAAAUGCAUGAAGAACAUCCAGAACUUUGUAAAGAUCAAUAUUGGGAAGAGGUUGUUCCGAAAGAUUUACCAUAUACAGCGGCAUCUGAGAUUUAUCGACGUGCAGAGCCUAAGGGUUCUGCAGAAAUGUACAAAAUUAAAGAAGCUGAUGGACUUUAUGCUAAUAUCAGUUCUGGAAAAAGAAGAUUGAAUGAUGAUGUCUAUGCCGAUUAUGAAAGUGUUGAUACACCAAUGGUCGAACGUCGUAAGAACUGGUUAAGCCGUCAAAUGAAUCGAAUGGGAUCGAUACGAAGUUUAUCAACGGCAUAUUCAUCGGGCAGACUUUUCAAUAGAAAUCGAGUGAAUUCGGCAGUUUACUCACAACCUGAAUCAGGCUUAGCCACAUCCAAUCAACCGCCAUCGAACAAUCUUCUGAGUAAAUUCCGAAAAUCGGGACGCCAACGACCUUUCAUGAAACAAACUCAAAGUAAAAAUUCUUUUGUUCCACUUAAUCUCACAUCAGCAAAUGCACAGUUUGGAUCGCUUGUUAUUCCGACAAGCACUAAUCAAGAUCCAGACGCAAAAGCAACAAAUUCAUAUGUUGUGACAAAUAGUACUGGAAUAAUUCCUGUCUCAAUCACAACAGCGCCUUUUACGAUAUCUGCGUCAAGCACAAAUCUUACAACAUCACCACCAAUUGGACCUGUAAUAACUGAACUACCUUUGGAUUUACCAAGUUCUCCAGCAACCCCACAUUUAGGAUCAUUCUUUAUUGAAUCACAAGAUGAAGCUCCAAUAUUUAGACAGAAACGAAGACAGUCAGCAGAUUCUAUUCAUUCUGGCAUUGCUGAUAAUUCCAGUAAUGUUUCAGCAUCAACAACUUCAACACUUUCGAAGCGUCAAAGUGGAGCUGGUGGAAAAAAGAACAGCGAGGUUUAUGUCUAA
This is a messenger RNA of Clunio marinus, 2028 nucleotides long. Lineage: Eukaryota; Metazoa; Arthropoda; Insecta; Diptera; Chironomidae. The record is from the annotation of a GenBank genome assembly.